UUAACAUAAAACUAAUCUAUAAAAAUAGGUAAGGGGAUUUCCCAUAUGUAAGCACAGUUUCAGCUCAAGGGGCUUUUGAAUUGAAACAUGUCAGAGGUUACAAUUCCUAUAGUCAACCAGGGUGAAAUAGAACUGGAGGAUCUUCCAAUUGGAAGAGGCGGGUACGGGACCGUGUACAGAGGAAAGCACCGACAGUUUGGCCAUGUAGCUGUCAAAACUUUAAUAAACAAUGGGCAAUUACCAAAGAAACACCUAGAUGUACUUUUAGAAGAGGCCAAAAAACUGAUGGAGUUUUGUGAACAUGAUGGUAUUCUUCACCUUCAUGGCCUCAUCAUGCAGAGGGACAACUACUCCCUCAUUUUGGAGUACAUGCCCCUUGGAAGCCUCAUUGACUUCCGCAAACAAUUCACCCCUCGGUUUCCCCUCUUUGUCAGAUUUUUUAUGCAGGUCUCAUCAGCCAUGGAUUUUCUUCACUCCCAUAAACCAACUAUUCUUCACCUAGAUCUGAAGGCAGACAAUAUUUUGUUGGAUGGUGCUAUGAAUGCAAAGGUAUCUGACUUUGGUUUAUCAGAAUGGAAAACUGUGACAAUGACAGCCACUCGGCGGACAGAUAUUGCUGACUCAAGUGAGCGUCGUUGUACGGUAUCGCAUGUACCUCCCGAGCUGUGGAUUGACAUCAAUACACCUGCAGACCGAUUCUUUGACAUCUACAGCUUUGGUAUUUGUGUCUGGGAAACUCUGACAGGAGCAGUCCCUUAUGGGAAUGCUAGAGAUGACUUGAUUCGAUCGGCAGUACUGAGUGGACAGCGUCCUGAUUUUAGUCUCAUUCCAAGGUUUUGUCCACCCUUUCUGACAAAUAUUAUAACCCGUUGUUGGCAUCAGAAACCAACACAGAGACCAUCGUUUAGUACAUUGAAAAAAGAGAUUGAGGGAGAGUUUGAAAAAGAAUUUAAAAAAGACAUCAUUGCUGCAAUGAAAGAUGUACGAAGAGAAAUAAAAGAGUCUUAUCCUCCUAAUGACCUUAUCCAUAUUUACACCAAUCACAUUGACCACCUGACCAUUCCAGAACCUUCUCCGACUACUCUUCCUAAACAGCUGGAUUCAGGUCAAAGGUCAUAUGUGACCCCAAAUUCACAACAGCUGUCAACUUCUCAGGUUUCCCAGCAGCCUGUCGCCAUGGAGACAGAUGUUGAAACAGUAGAACCUGUUUUAUUCAAAAAGGAGUCAGAUAUGACAAAUGCCGAAAAAACAUUUAGGAAAAUUUUACGAGAUCCACUAGCUUUACUUAUGGCUCGAACUCAAUAUUGCAAAAACUUUUUUAAUAACCUUGACCUUAAAUAUAAAACUAUUUUGAAUGAUGAUGACAAAUUAAAAGAGUAUUUAGAUCAGGAUGAAAUGUUCAAGAGGGAAAUUUUAUGUCCCGGAAAUGACUUCUGGGGGAAUAUCAGUGGAACUCACCUACGCAUUGCUAAGGAUAGAGCGCAGGGCUGGAAGCAAGCACAUCUUAAUGAGUUAGAGGGUAUAACAAGAUCAGGUCAUUAUGGCAAGUCAGAUUACAAUCAAAGAAAUGUGGAAACUUCUCGAACAGAAAGAAGGAAACGAGUGGAUAAAACCUUCAGUGAACAUCCACAUGUUACGGAGCUGAAAAAUAAAAGUAAUUACACUAGAGUGAAGAAAGCAUUAGAUAAUCCCCGACUGUAUGAAUCUCUGAUGAUGAAUCCUGAUGUGGCAGCAGGAAACAACCCCCUCAGUCUGACCACGCUUGACCCAGAGGUCAUCAAAUUUGCUAAGGACCCCAUUCUUCUUUUAGUUCUUCUGCGUACAGACUAUACUCUUAUGAAUAAACUGAUGAAACCAGAAAAUCAAGAGUUGUUGAUGAAGGUGUUUGCUGCGGCAAAACAGAAGUUACCUUUGCCAGGUGGAGGAUAUGUAACACGGCCAAGUAGCAGCAGUAGAAGGUUUAACCCAAUGGAGAUGCUGAAUAAUCCUGACAUGAUGAUGGCGUAUGAGAUGAUGGGGGGUAAUCCUCUGAGGAUGAUGAGGGGUUUAGGAAGACGACCCCCCAACAUGUCAAUGGACAGUGAUGAAGAGGAUGAUUACUUUUAUAUGGGUCGCAGAGAGGCACCAAGAAUUAAUAAAAACCAUGACUUCUUGAAAUAUCAUAGAAAAGAUUCGGAUAAAAAAUGACCAUUGAAAGUUCUUGCCUAUAGAUCCCCUGAGUCCCUGAGCAGUUACUGACCAUUUCCAGAUUAACCAAGGAAGAUUUUAUUGUGAUGAUUGAAACUAAAGUUUAUGAUUUCAUUGAAAACUAAUAUCUUAUACAUAUACAUGGAAAAUUAUUAAUGUAUAGUGUAUACCAAAAAUAAAUUUUAUGCAAAAUGGA
This is a messenger RNA of Magallana angulata, 2383 nucleotides long. Its product is annotated as receptor-interacting serine/threonine-protein kinase 1-like. The record is from RefSeq and is a predicted model, not a curated record. NCBI's taxonomy places the organism in Eukaryota, Metazoa, Mollusca, Bivalvia, Ostreida, Ostreidae. Gene Ontology annotation, molecular function: ATP binding; protein kinase activity. The transcript is spliced from 11 exons. Gene Ontology annotation, cellular component: cytoplasm. Gene Ontology annotation, biological process: protein phosphorylation. Bases 88 to 2187 code for a protein of 699 amino acids.